Molecule: messenger RNA, 3745 nt
Organism: Gadus chalcogrammus (walleye pollock)
Lineage: Eukaryota; Metazoa; Chordata; Actinopteri; Gadiformes; Gadidae
Gene: fktn
Product: fukutin
Exons: 11
Coding region: 1609-2976 (455 amino acids)
Cellular component (GO): Golgi membrane
Source: RefSeq, a predicted model, not a curated record
UUGCCGCGGCGACGGGCGUCCCGCGUGCGUGACUUCAUGCGUCUGGAGAGCGCGAGCAGUUUUCCGUGCCGCUCUUUGCGCUUGGCUGCCGUCUCCUUCUUCUCCGCCGCACGCUUCCGCCUCUGUUCCCGCUCCGCUACCGCGUCCACGUCCGAGUCGGACUCGGGCCUGCGCAGGCGGAUGCGCUUCUUGGGCUGCACUUUGCGCUUGACGUCGCAUUCGCCAUCGGCCUUUGGGUCGUCCGUGUCGCUGCUGGAAGAGCUGUCGUCUUUAUCGGCGAUAAAGGAGCGCUUACGUUUACGCGAGACUGCGCGACUAUCGUCACUCGAAGACCCCCCCGUCUCGCCGCUCUCUGCCGCCGCGCUGCUGCCGCGAUACUCAGAGCCGCUGCUGCCGCUGUCGCCGCUGCCGCUGUCGCCGCUGCCGCUGCUGCUGCUCGUGCUGCCGAACGAGCCCUCGUCGCUGUCGUCCAGGAUGGAGGCGGGAAGACCGAUCUGCCGUUUCCGUUUGGACUCCGCCGCCUUGGUCUUACGCAUCGAAGCGAAGACCUUGCGCUUGUACAAACUCUCCAUCUUUGUUUGUGUUGCUCUUACAGACAAGGCCUUAAUCCUUCAUUCAAGAGCGCGAACGGGGGGCGCAGACGGUGAUCAUAGACGCGGAGAUUAAAUACGCACGCGGUGGAACGAGAAGGGGCGGAAAGGAGAAUGAGGACGCGUAUUUAUAUCGUAUUGAGUUCUUUUUGUGACCUGGGGCGAAGCGCUGCGGUCGUGCAUUCCGCCGCAGGGCGGUGGGUUAGCGGCGGGUUGGGGUCGGUCGGUGUUGUUGUUGUUGUGUGUUGAUCUUCUGGCUCGCGAGAAGGUGCUGCCUUUCACUUCUGGUGUCACUUCCGCUGCCAUUGGGAAGAAUCUCUUCCGGUGCACCCUGAUUAAAAGAAUAAAAGUCCCCUCUGCCCACUUGACCGUUGACAUCUCCCGGAUCGUAGACAACAACAAAUAGGAAUAAAUCAGACAGCAAGAACAACGUUACAGAACCCUGUAGUUUGUUCCGAAACCGAUACCUGACAUUACUCAUAGCUGUCACGCUGUCAGAAGCUGUCAGAAUACUUUCUUCUAUGUAAGAAAAGUAUUUUGACAGCUUCUGAGAGCUUCUGACAACUAUACAAAAGUAUUCUUUAGUUAGUUGAUUAGUUCAACAGGGUACAAUUAGAACUAUUUAUACAAAUGAAUAUAUUACAUGCAAGUUAUUUAUAGUAUAAAAUUAUUUGAACUAGUCAUCAUUGCAACACAUUGGUAUCGAUGAGAAAUCACACACGAUACACUUGGACUUUUAUCUUGAAAGCGGUUUCAAUACGACGCGCAGGACACGGAUGCGCGCGGACGAUCAUCAACAUACCCGUCAUGCGCAUGCGCAGUUCUAAUAUUUUGAUAUCGCCGUCAAACAUGGAUGUAUUAUAAGCUGUUAAAGAGCGUAAUCAGAUCUCCACACAACAUGCCUUGAAUACCAGCGACGCGCUCUUGCGUUCUUGCCACUCGUGUGGUCCUGUUGUGUCGCCACGGUUACUGGAUUCAAUAGGGGUAGCGGGAGAACCGAGUCUCCCGGUUAACGGGGAUGCCACGGCUGAACAAGACCGGCCUCCUCGCGGUCCUGUUAGCGGCGAGCUCCGCCUUCCUGCUCUUCCAACUCUACUACUACCGCCAGUCAUCGAAUGGAGGAAACACUUCACGGCAGAAAGACAAUCAAUGGGAAGCGCUGAGGCGUGUGAUGGCUGUGGCCCGCAAGCUGGCCCUGCCCAUCUUCCUGGCCGACCCAACAGCGCUGUCUCUGAUUGGCCAGACGGGCGGAUCGGCGGGCCUCGGGCGUGGCUGUAGCUUCCUGUGCACCGGGAGGCCGGUCACUGCCUUCGCCGCCAUCGCCGACCACUGGAAGUACGAUCGGCAGGCUGUUGCCACGGUAGCCAGUCAGAAGGGCCUGGAGGUGGAGCAGGUGCGCGGCCGUGACCCCCGGCUGCUGGAGGAAGGGGCAGAGCUGUCGGCAGCCCAGAUCCCUCUGCACUUCCUGUUCCGCUCAACCCAUGGCCACAUCGUCCAGGUGGUGUUGCUCUACCAGAGGAGUGGGGGCUAUCUUUGGCACGCCCCCCUGCGGUUAGCACCCAGCGCAGACCGCCGCCUGGCCCCACCCAACGCCCUGCCCUACGGACGCCACGCCGGGGCCUAUCGCAGGCCAGAUCUGGUGCUAACGAUGCUGGAUGGACUGGAUGUACAGGUUCCACGAAACUCCUCCCACUUCCUGACCCUGCGAAGCGAAGCGGACUUCAUAGAGUGCCGCCACAAAGAGGCCCGAGCCUUCUACCAGCUCUACCCUGAAGACGGCUCUGUGGAGGCGGCAGAGUUCCGGCGGGCGGCUCGCUCCGUGCUGUCGGUCGCCGCCCGGACCCUGGACUCCCUUAACGUCCCCUUCUGGAUCAGCAGCGGGACCUGCCUCGGAUGGUACCGUCAGUGUGGGUUCAUCUCAUACAGUCGUGAUGUUGACGUGGGCGUGUCCAUCCGUCACUACCGCCCCGACCUAGCCACCGCCUUUGCUAGCGCCGGCCUGCCCCUCAAACACAGCUUUGGCAGGGUAGAGGACAGUCUGGAGCUGUCCUUCCAGUCUCCGGGGGGCGGUGUGAAGCUGGACGUCUUCUUCUUCUACCAGGAGGAGAGCGAGGGAGUGAGCAUCGUCUGGAACGGCGGCACGCAGGCCAAGAGCGGCAGGAAGUUCAAGUAUGUGUUUCCUAGUUUUAAACUCUGCUGGGCGGAGCUGGCGGGCGUGCGUGUGCGUGUUCCGUGCACGACCCUGGACUAUGUGCGCGCCAACUACGGGCACGAGGCGUGGUCGUCCCCGGAGACCGCCUGGGACUGGAAGACCUCGCCCGCCAACGUGAUGGAGAACGGAGUCUGGCCCCGGGGGGACUGGGGCCAGGUCAUCCAGUCCUACUGAGAUACACGGCGUCAGAUACACUUCAUCACACUGCAUCGGUUACACGGCGACAUACUGCCUCGUAAUGACUCGGAUAUACUGACUCAGUGGCUCAGACACACUGACUCAGACACACUGACUCAUACUGACUCAGACAUACUGACUCACACUGACUCAGGUAUAUUGACUCUCUGACUCAGAUAUACUGACUCACACUGACUCAGGUACAGUAUAUUGACUCACUGACUCAGAUAUACUGAGUCUUACUGACUCAGAUAAACUGACUCACACUGACUCAGACAUACUGAAUCUUACUGACUCAGACAUACUGACUCAGACAUACCAGCUCACACUGACUCAUACUAACGCAGUAUUAUAACCAACUAUGCCAGAAAUGCUGACAUGUUCCAUCAAAGCCGACAGGACCUUGCUAAAACAUUUUUACAGUAUUGGCCGUGUCAGCCGGACUAUAUUACAGAUAAUUUCCUCCAUCAAUGCUACUGGUGUGGGCACAGCCGUUGUCCGAGAACUGUUUACUACUUUGUUAAAAACGUUGCUGUAAAGUAUCAUUGAAAAAUACUUUUCAUGUAUUUAAUUUUUUGUUUUUGCCUUUAUGCUGCUGGCAAUGUGAGCUGUUCUGACGUGUUUUGUUUCAUCUUAUUAAUGCCAUUAGCAACAAUCAUUUGUUUUGCCCCAUGCUAACGAUUACUAUCACUUCAAGCAUAAAUGUUCUUACAAAACCGACUGUUUUAGUUUUCAUUGAAUAAUAAAGUUCAGACAAAACAUUGUU